UCCCACAAGCUACGAACCAAACCGACGGGAGAGACGCCGGAGUUCGCUAGAGUGGAAUUCGUCGAUCAACUCAGACGGAAACAAGAGGAACAUCGCCGGAGUCCUUCGUUGGAAGUUUUACGCCGAUUCGAGGUAGGGAUCAAGGAUUGGAUGAGGAGCAGCCUAGAGGACAGUGAAGCGUGACGCUGGUGGAUGGCCUGAGCUGUUUGAAAUUGAAUAAAAUACUUGUUGACUUUUAUUUUGUUAAACUACAGGAAUGUUUGACGAUGUUGUUUUAAAGCUUCCGUAUCGUUUCAAAUAUUUACUCCGAUUAAAUGAUGAAUUGUUUUUAAAUAAUUAUAAAUGUUCGCUUUACUUCUAAGUGUUUAAAAAUAUUAUACAUGUGAAUACCAAAUUCGUAACAACCCGAUUCGCUAACUCGUGGUUUCGGGUUACGCAGGUUGGGGUGUUAUAGGCCAUGCACACUUUGGCCAUGCAAUGAUACAAAUGUUUUCUUACAACACACAUGGACUACUGAAUGGAACUUCACCAUCGCCCAACGAUCGGAAGCUACCAUUACAGGCUAUUCUUCACUGCCAAACCUCCCAAAUGGGUGAUGGUCACGGUACUCAAGUACCUAUUAGCCGUACUGAGCUACCGUGCGGCGGUACCUCAGUACUGUGACCGUCUAAGCAGGUGUAACAGAUCAGUUUUCAAGUUAGAUGAGCUGGGUGUUGAAAUAGCAAGGAUUGCAGUCCCGGCAGCACUUGCUUUGACAGCUGAUCCUAUUGCAUCUCUAGUCGACACAGCUUUCAUAGGCCAAUUAGGUUCAGUGGAACUUGCUGCCGUGGGAGUUUCUAUUGCUGUCUUCAACCAAGUCUCUAGGAUCGCAAUCUUCCCCCUUGUCAGUGUCACUACCUCUUUCGUUGCUGAGGAAGAUACUAUUGUUAAGGGAAAUUCAGUUCCUCAAGACCCUGAAAGCUUUGACAUUGGUGGAUCAACGCCGGGCUGUGAAAGCAAUAAGUUGAUACCUCAAAAUGGGUUCACUGAUGUUAAAACCCGCAUAGCAGUACUUUGCAUUGAGGACACAAAAACUCCACUUUUUGCUACUGUGGUGGGAGAUUUAACAAACAUAAUUUUGGAUCCUAUUUUCAUAUUUGUUCUCGGGCUCGGUGUAAGAGGUGCAGCACAUUCUCAUAUCAUAUUUCAGUACCUUAUUUCGGUCAUACUUUUUUGGAGAUUAGUGGAGAAAGUUGAUUUAAUCCCCCCUAGUCUCAAAGAUCUGCAAUUUGCUCGAUUUCUUAAAAAUGGUUUUCUGUUAUUGAUGAGGGUGAUAGCUGUUACAUUCUGUGUAACCUUAGCUGCAUCGUUAGCUGCACGAUUGGGACCGACACAAAUGGCUGCAUUCCAGGUGUGCUUGCAGGUUUGGUUGGCAACAUCUCUUCUAGCUGAUGGGUUGGCCGUUGCAGGACAGGCAAUACUAGCAACUGCAUUCGCAAAGAACGAGUUCAGUAAGGCAACUUCUACUGCAUCCCGUGUGCUACAGCUCUUGGGCUGAUCCUCGCUGUGUUUCUUGGAGUUGGUUUACAUUUCGGAGCGAGACUGUUUACAAAAGACGCUGAUGUCAUCGCUCUUAUUGGUGUUGGCAUCCCGUUUGUUGCAGCAACUCAACCAAUCAAUGCUUUGGCCUUUG
Molecule: messenger RNA, 1672 nt
Organism: Cuscuta campestris
Lineage: Eukaryota; Viridiplantae; Streptophyta; Magnoliopsida; Solanales; Convolvulaceae
Source: the annotation of a GenBank genome assembly